Messenger RNA from Saccostrea cuccullata (small rock oyster), 823 nucleotides. RefSeq lists its product as uncharacterized. Gene Ontology annotation, molecular function: DNA binding. The transcript is spliced from 5 exons. The record is from RefSeq and is a predicted model, not a curated record. Lineage: Eukaryota; Metazoa; Mollusca; Bivalvia; Ostreida; Ostreidae. Bases 1 to 762 code for a protein of 253 amino acids.
AUGUAUUUGUUUAGCCAAACAAAUUAUCCAUAUCCAAAUCAGGACUACAACAACUAUGAUGCCAGCAUAUCUGCAGGAAACAUGAAUGACUGUUAUACAAUCUCCCCAAGACGUUCCCCAAGGUUCCUGAAGACAUCAACCCCUAAACACACAAAAUCACCAGCAAAAUCACCAGCAGUGAAAAGUACGACACUGAGAAGAUCAUUACUUCCUACUUUGUCUGAGCAGUCUGAGGAUGAUACCGUUACGGAUACCAGCAGUGCCACAGUAACAACCCUCAACACCAGCAAAGUGACACCCCAAAGAAGUGUUCCCCCGAGUAACAACAGUGAGGGCAAAAGAAACAACAGCAGUGCCAUAGAGACAACUCAAAGGAGCAGUGCCCCCAGUGUCAGCAGAAGAGAGACAGUAAGACUUAUUGAGAGUUGUCCUAUUGAAGUCGACAAAAUAAAUCUGAAAAAGGCAUCACAAAUGGCCAAGAAACACAGCAAUCCAGGGUAUUCUCUUUGCCUCAAACUCAUACCUCUCCUGUUUUCCGAUGAAGAAUUAGCAUUGUCACGAGGACAGGGGUUCAACAAGGCAAAACCUGGUGACAUAAGGCCGACACUUAGUAAGAAGAAGAUAGAGUUGAUGAAAGACUAUGUUAAAAGCUGGUGCCUGAAACAUGGUUUUAAUGUACCGCUGGACUCCAAACUUAAUGAUGGUGUGACCGAAAGAAUCGCUUAUAGCAGAAAACUGCUGAAAAGACAAACCAAGGACUGAGUGAAAAAAUACAAUCAAACAUUUAUACUCGUACUUAACUUGUAAAAUUAGUCAAACUUCA